Leishmania braziliensis MHOM/BR/75/M2904 is the source of this 672-nucleotide messenger RNA. Its product is annotated as conserved SNF-7-like protein. Gene Ontology annotation, biological process: late endosome to vacuole transport via multivesicular body sorting pathway; vesicle budding from membrane. Gene Ontology annotation, cellular component: multivesicular body. The transcript has a single exon. The coding region runs from base 1 to 672 and encodes 223 amino acids. The record is from RefSeq and is a predicted model, not a curated record. Lineage: Eukaryota; Euglenozoa; Kinetoplastea; Trypanosomatida; Trypanosomatidae.
AUGAACCGCCUCUUCGGUAAGGCCAACAGCACCCCCAAGCCAACCUUGGAGGAUGCCAGCAAUCGCAUCAGCGGCCGCUCAGACGUCGUUGAUGCCCGCAUUUCCAAGAUCGAUGCGGAGCUGAUGAAGGUGAAGGAGCAGAUCCAGCGGUCGCGCGGCAUGACGCAGAGCCGCUACAAGCAGCGAGCGGUGCAGUUGCUUCAGCAGAAGCGCAUGUACCAGAACCAACAGGACAUGAUGAUGCAGCAGCAGUUCAACGUGGACCAGCUACAGUUUACGACAGAGACAGUGAAGGACACGCAGGUACAGGUGGCGGCAAUGAAGCAGGCGAACAAGGAGCUGCGCAAGGGCAUGAAGAAGCUGAACAUUGACAAAGUGGAGGACUUGCAGGAUGAGCUCGCCGACCUGUACAUGGACACGCAGGAGAUUCAAGAAAUCAUGGGCCGCGCCUACGAUGUGCCGGAGGACAUCGAUGAGGACGAGAUGCUCGGCGAGCUGGACGCGCUCGACUUCGACAUGGAGAAGGAAAAUGACGCAGAUUACCUGGCUGACGCACUGUCUAUGCCCGGUACGAAGCUGCCUGACGUGCCGACGGGCAACAAGGUGGAUGGGGGUGGUCAGGAGUCGAACACGGUGGACCCGUAUAGCCUCGAGGCGCAGCUGGGCUUGUAG